UGCCAACACUGCACAAGCUCGCGGAAUCCGUCCGCGAGCACGGCUACACUCUCAGCAACUCUGUGCCAACACUGCGCAAGCUCGCGGAUGGAUUUCGCGAGCAUGGCUACACUCUCAAUAACUCUGUGCCAACACUGCACAAGCUCGCGGAAUCCGUCCGCGAGCACAGCUACACUCUCAGCAACUCUGUGCCAACACUGCGCAAGCUCGCAGAUGGAUUUCGCGAGCAUGGCUACACUCUCAAUAACUCUGUGCCAACACUGCACAAGCUCGCGGAAUCCCUCGCGGAAUCCGUCCGCGAGCACGGCUACACUCUCAAUAACUCUGUGCCAACACUGCACAAGCUCGCGGAAUCCGUCCGCGAGCACAGCUACACUCUCAGCAACCCUGUGCCAACACUGCACAAGCUCGCGGAAUCCGUCCGCGAGCACGGCUACACUCUCAGCAACUCUGUGCCAACACUGCGCAAGCUCGCAGAUGGAUUUCGCGAGCAUGGCUACACUCUCAAUAACUCUGUGCCAACACUGCACAAGCUCGCGGAAUCCGUCCGCGAGCACAGCUACACUCUCAGCAACUCUGUGCCAACACUGCACAAGC
Gloeophyllum trabeum ATCC 11539 is the source of this 597-nucleotide messenger RNA. RefSeq lists its product as uncharacterized. Lineage: Eukaryota; Fungi; Basidiomycota; Agaricomycetes; Gloeophyllales; Gloeophyllaceae. The transcript is spliced from 2 exons. The annotation marks the transcript as partial. The record is from RefSeq and is a predicted model, not a curated record.